This is a messenger RNA of Mercenaria mercenaria, 1232 nucleotides long. Its product is annotated as UPF0235 protein C15orf40 homolog. Gene Ontology annotation, molecular function: U7 snRNA binding; histone pre-mRNA DCP binding. The record is from RefSeq and is a predicted model, not a curated record. The transcript is spliced from 2 exons. Bases 410 to 814 code for a protein of 134 amino acids. NCBI's taxonomy places the organism in Eukaryota, Metazoa, Mollusca, Bivalvia, Venerida, Veneridae. Gene Ontology annotation, biological process: mRNA 3'-end processing by stem-loop binding and cleavage. Gene Ontology annotation, cellular component: nuclear body; cytoplasmic U snRNP body; cytoplasm.
AUAUCAGUGAAACUGUUGGCAUACAAAUUGCAGCACCACCUGUAGAUGGAGAGGCUAACUCAGAAUUAGUGAAAUAUCUUUCAAAAGUCUUAGGUCUCAAGAAGUCACAAGUUACUCUAGAUAAGCUUUAAAAAUUUAUCAUUUCAGGGGUCCAAGUCGCGUAACAAGACAGUAGUAAUUUCUGGAGGAAACACCGAAGAAAUACUGCAAAAACUGCAAAAAGAGAUGGACAGUUCUUGAAAUCUUGUCAGUCAAUUAUCCUGGGUACCUUCACCCUGUAAGAUAUUUCACAUACAGAAUUUAUGGUGUUAAGCAUUAGUGUUGAUAUUUAAAUUCAGGCGUUUUAAUGCCAGAAGUCGAUUCAGAAUUAACGCUUAAUUUUGUAUAGAAAAACAACAACAACUUCACCAUGGAGACAAAACGUGAAAAGUUUUAUAUGAUGAACAGUAUGCUGUGUCUCUUGAAAGUGGUGGAAGGGAAGAGAACAACAGUAGAAAUGAGAGAUGAGAAAGAAGUAACGGGUGUAAUUAAACAUGUGGAUGGAUAUAUGAAUAUAAGCAUGGAAGAUGUUGUGUUUAAAUCAUUAACAGGCAAGAAAAAGUUUGAUAAAUUUUUUGUCAAUGGAAAAACAAUUCGCUAUGUGCAUAUACCAGAUGAAAUAAAUAUGAAAAGUGCUAUGGAAGCUAAGUUGAAAGAGAUGUGCACAUAUACAGCAUCUAUGCGGGUUCGGCAAGAAAUAAAAGACCAAGCUUGGGCAAAAUUAAAGCAGAAAGAACGAAGAGCUAAAGCGGAAAUUAAAAAAGAAAGAAAAUAAAAGUAUAAUGUUUUGAAUUCGCAGUUUUAUUUGAAUGUUUGCAGUCUUGAUAAGAUGAGCCGCAUCAUGAGAAAACCAACAUAGUGCAUUUGCGACCAGCAUGGAUCCAGACCAGCCUGCAUGUCCGCGCAGUCUGGGUAGGAUCCAUGCUGUUCGCUUUCUUAGUCUAUUGCAAUUAAAGAAAUUGUUGGCAAACAGCAUGGAUCCUGACCAGGCUGUGCAAAUGCACUAUGUUGGUUUUCUCAUGAUGCGGCUCAAAUGAAAAACAAGGCUAUUGUGAAAUUCAGAUUGGAGGAAUAAAGAGCGAAAUCAGAAUUCAGGACAGAAAAGAAAUAUAUGUUUGUUAUCCAGAAAUUUUAGUUUUGUAUGAUAUUGUACGAAGAGAUAAAGAUUAAAAUUAAAAUAGAUUGAACAUAGA